Molecule: messenger RNA, 1878 nt
Organism: Funneliformis geosporum
Lineage: Eukaryota; Fungi; Glomeromycota; Glomeromycetes; Glomerales; Glomeraceae
Source: the annotation of a GenBank genome assembly
AUGGAGAAUUAUUUGAAUCAUGACAAUAUAAUCGAAGUAUAUCAUGCAGCAGAUUAUUUUCAAAUGUUUGAUUUCCGGGAUUCAAUUUUCAAACUUGUUAAAGUAAUUCUUAAUGUAAAUCAAAAACAAACUUGUGCACCAGAAUUCUUAACAAGAGCGGUUUCCAAGAUGUCUGCAUCGGCCGAUUGUGAAUUUAUGGAUUUACUGGUUGAAUCAGUAGCAAAAAUUCAUUUAGAAUCUAUUGGACCUGACAGAUUUUCAUUAAAAGCAUUACAAUGCCUUUUAUCACACACUCAAGACGAUAAAAUGAUUCCUUUCGCUACUCCCGAAUACUCUGUACUCCGAUAUUCAUUGAUUCGAGUAGCAGAUCAAAUAUCCAAAGACGCAACUUCAAUACUUGAAGGAUAUUUACCAUCAAAGAAGAGGAUCGCUGAACAUCCGAUCCAAAUUGAUACAGCAGAUAAUCCAAAAUAUAUUGAAAUUCUUCCACAAUUAAUUCAAAUGUUUACACCUUUACUUGAUUAUAUCGAACUUUGGCGUAUUAACGUAAAAAUCUUGGAAGACAUAAUUGAACCAUUAGAAAUAAUUCCAAGUGAUGCAAUGAUGCAAGUUUAUCGUCACCAAGCUAAAAAUAAAUCAAUACCUGAUACACGUGGAAUUCCAUACAUAUGCAUUGAAGAUAAUGUAGAAAUUGUUUACGUAUAUAUCGCUGCUAUUUCAAGAACUCCACUUGGAGGUUUUAACGGAUCUUUAGCGUCAUUAUCUGCCAUAAAAUUAGGUUCAAUUGCUGUUGAAGCUGUUUUAAAAAAGGCUAAAAUUGAAACUAAUAGCGUUCAAGAAGUCUUUUUCGGGAAUGUUCUUUCGGCCAACCUUGGUCAAAAUCCUGCUCGUCAAGUUGCUCUUGGUGCAGGCCUUCCUGAUACCGUGAUUGCUACUACUGUCAAUAAAGUAUGCGCUUCCGGUAUGAAAGCUGUAAUUUUAGGAGCUCAAACGAUUAUCACUGGUAAUGCUGAUAUCGUCGUUGCGGGUGGUACGGAAUCAAUGACAAAUACUCCAUAUUACGUACCUCAAGCUAGGUUUGGAUCUAAAUAUGGAGAUCAAACUCUGGUUGAUGGCAUAGUUAGGGACGGUUUAACAGAUGUAUAUAAUAAUUACCUUAUGGGUGUUGCUGCUGAAGAAUGUGCAACUGAAUACAAAUUUACUCGCGAGGAUCAGGAUAAUUAUGCAAUCUCUUCUUAUCAACGUGCACAAGCAGCUUUUGCUAAUGGACAUUAUGCUGAUGAGAUUGUUCCCAUAACCGUUCCAGGAGGUAGGGGCAAACCUGAUAAAAUUAUCACUCAAGAUGAUGAAGUUUCAAACCUUAAUGUCGAUAAAUUACGCGUAGUCCGUCCAGCUUUCUCGGAGAAAGGGACAGUGACCGCACCAAAUUCUUCACCAUUAAGUGACGGAGCUGCAGCAAUUGUUUUAAUCAGUGGUGAAAAAGCAAAAGAAUUAGGCGUCAAAACCAUUGCAAAAAUUAGUGGAUGGGGUGAUGCCGCUCAGGCACCAUCAAACUUUACCACUUCACCUGCGUUGGCAAUUCCCAAAGCAUUGGCACAUGCAGGAAAUAUUCAAUUGUCACAAGUAGAUUAUUUUGAAAUUAAUGAAGCAUUUUCAGUAGUAGCAUUAGCGAAUUUAAAAUUACUUAAAUUAGAUAAAGAUAAAAUAAACGUCUUUGGAGGAGCUGUUGCCAUGGGUCAUCCUUUAGGUUGUAGUGGCGCAAGAAUUAUUUGUACUUUAAUUAAUGUAUUACAAAAAAAGGAUGGUAAAAUUGGUGUAGCUGGUGUAUGUAAUGGUGGCGGUGGCGCUAGUGCUGUUGUUAUUUCAUUAUGUGAUUAA